Molecule: messenger RNA, 1160 nt
Organism: Ctenopharyngodon idella (grass carp)
Lineage: Eukaryota; Metazoa; Chordata; Actinopteri; Cypriniformes; Xenocyprididae
Gene: gckr
Product: glucokinase (hexokinase 4) regulator
Exons: 12
Coding region: 126-1160 (344 amino acids)
Biological process (GO): carbohydrate derivative metabolic process; glucose homeostasis; response to fructose
Cellular component (GO): mitochondrion; nucleoplasm; cytosol
Molecular function (GO): enzyme binding; fructose-6-phosphate binding; enzyme inhibitor activity
Source: RefSeq, a predicted model, not a curated record
UCUUUGUCAGGGCUUUUCCUCUCAAACAAUCUCAGUACAUUGAAUUUCAUGCUUUUUCACUGUGCAUUGUACUAAUCAUAAAAGUUUGCACUGAAACGCUGGAGUCUUAAUACUGUCUGAUAAACAUGGAUCACUUGAAGUCGUGUUACGAGCUCUCUCUACCUGUGACAGAGAAAUGCAACCCCAUCAGCAGAGAUAUUGAUAGAGCUCACAGCAAACAGAUGGUGCAAAUACUGAAACAAUGCGACGCUGAGAUUUUUGAGAAAAAAAUAAAUCAUGAUCCGUUUGAUCAGAGACUGUAUAGUUCACCUGUCAUCCAAACGAUGGUGGAUGUUGCAAAGAGGGUUGAAAUGAUACUGAGGGAUCCAGAGGAGAGUUUGAUUGUUUUAAGUGGCUGUGGAACAUCAGGCCGUAUUGCAUUUAUUUUGGUGAAAUCCUUUAAUGAGAUGUUGAACGCCCAAAGACAGAAACAGAUCUGUUCAUACAUCAUAGCUGGAGGUGACAGGGCCCUGCUGACAUCACAGGAGGCUCCAGAGGACGACCCGGUGCUUGGAGCUCAAAUGCUGGACAAGGUUUGUGCAGGAAAGAAGCAUGUGCUGUUCAUUGGAAUAUCCUGUGGCAUGUCGGCACCAUUUGUUGCUGGGCAACUGGAUUUUUGUCUGAACCACUUAGACGUCUUCACCCCAGUGCUUCUGGGAUUCAAUCCAGUACAGAUGGCUAGGAGUGAGCUAAUGCAGGACUGUUCAUUUCACUUUAAAGAUGUUGCAGAGAGGAUGGCUGCAGAGCAGAGACAUAAAAAAGCAUUCGUGCUAAAUCCUGUAUUGGGGGCUGAGGCCAUCGGUGGAUCAUCCAGGAUGAAAGGAGGCAGUGCAACUAAAAUCAUUCUGGAAACUGUUCUUCUGGCCGGACAUGAAGCUGCAUUUAGAGACAAGAUCAUGACACCUGAAUGUAUGUCUGCCUGGAUCACAGCGCAUGAGAUGGUUUAUGAAACUACUUACUCACGUAGUGAUGAACUUGCUGCACUUAUUCAGAAAGCAGGAGAGAGCCUUCAGAUGAAAGCACAUGUGUACUAUCUUGGAUGGCAAACUCUUGGCAUUAUAGGAAUGACUGAUGCCAGUGAAUGUAUCCCAACAUAUUUACAGUGUCAUUUUAUUAUAUGA